Paramecium sonneborni is the source of this 370-nucleotide messenger RNA. The record is from the annotation of a GenBank genome assembly. NCBI's taxonomy places the organism in Eukaryota, Ciliophora, Oligohymenophorea, Peniculida, Parameciidae.
AAAUAAAGAUGCAGAAUUAUGCACUGUUAGGGAUAACACUUGUAUUAGUUGUUGUUUAUAUGUUAAUGACAACUAUUGAAAAGACUACCUCAUAUUUUGGAAAAAGAUCCUCACUUAAUUAAAUUGAAGAUAAAUAUGAAUCACUUAGAAAACAGAGGAGAGAAAUGCUAGUAACAAAUUAUCCUCAUUUUAGUAACACUAUUAUUGGGCUUAAUCAAAUAAUGAGAGAGAAAAGGAGAAAAAUCUUGAAACUUAAAUCUUUAAGAUUGAUGAUGAAUUAGAAGAGCUGAAAAAUGACUUUGAAUCACUUAAAGCUGGCAAGAAAGUUCCUUUGAAGAAAAUAUGAUUUAAAUACAUUCAUUAAUCAGAC